Messenger RNA from Dentiscutata erythropus, 1989 nucleotides. The record is from the annotation of a GenBank genome assembly. Lineage: Eukaryota; Fungi; Glomeromycota; Glomeromycetes; Diversisporales; Gigasporaceae.
AUGAACGUAGACCCACUGGGCCCAUGGGACUUUGGUGCUAAAUAUGCCGUUAAAUACAAAGAAGACUAUCAUCGAGAAGCAACUUGGAAGGAGGUUGAAGACGCAUACGAAGGAUAUAAGAAGUUCUUUUAUACAUACCGUAGCGACCACCCCGCAGCAAUCACAGACUGCUAUGACGAAUAUCUUGCAACACUCGACAAGCAAGGUAAGCGACACACGUUUAUUGGGAAGAUAGAGGAGCAACGGGGAGAAGAGUUUGAAUACUGUUACUGGGUUUGUGCUAUAUUGCAAGAGAGGCAGUUGGGCGUUAUUAGUUGGGACAGAGCAGAAUCAGGAGCAACGGGGGUUCGUAGAGUAGUCAUGGGGUUAACAGAGGAGAAUAGUUGGAAUGCAUUACAACACUUGUACAAUAUAUCAUCCCCGUUUGCUCACCAUAAUUUGCUUCGUCAUAUAGAUGUAAAGUUGCCAUAUACACCAAGACAAGGAGGCCUUGGUGGAACUCUGUUCAUGACAACUGAAGGAAAUCGAAUCGGUAAUUAUGAAGGAAUUGACCUCAACAGUUCUGAUAUCUGCCUCCGCGAGCAGACAAUCCAAAAGCUUGUCGAAAAGAUCUGGAAUGCAGGCGUUUUACUCGUUCGAUCUCCACCCAUGUCUGGAAAAACCUCACUGGGCCAACUAUUAGACCAACACUUAACUAAAGAUCCCAACAUUCGAGUCAUUCGCAUCUCGCUCUUAUGGAUGGGCAUCCCUAGUGGAUCCUGGACAUUCGAGGAGGAGUUUCAGCGACUUAUGGGCAUAACUUGGAAAAAAUUUCAAGAUGAGUGUAAUCACAUUCAGACUAUAUUUAUUGUCGACGAAGUUCAGAUGCUUUAUGUGACCCAAGGUGAACCUAUGAGUGCUUCGCAUCACAAUGGCAAUGUCUUUUGGGAAGCGUUUAAGCGGUGCCAGCAGGGCGGUAACUUAUAUAUUGUUGCCUUUGCUGCAUAUGGCUACAAGGGUGCAUGGGAUUGUUCGUCUGUUGCAACUCGCACAAUGGAUGUGUCGCCGUUUGCGGUUGAGAACACAUGGGGCAUACAAGACGUGCGCUUCACUAAGGACGAGUACGAAGAUUACUUUUUACGCUUCUGCAGAACGCAUCUCGGAAAAAUGACAGAUGAAAAUGAUAUUACAUACUUAAAGGAAUACGUGCACAACACAACAGCUCGUCACCCUGGACUUGUCGCGUUUUUCAUGAAUCAUAUUAGAGAUUAUUUCUCCCCACAACUGAAAUAUGAUGAUACGUUGACAUUUGAAAGGAUUUUCUUGUACUUGAAGUCAUAUACGUUUAUGAGGGCAGGCUUUCGUGGGUAUUUACAUAUGCAAAAUUUGACUCCAGAGGAAACUCAACUUUGUGAUAGGGUAUUCCGAGAACCCAUUGAUAUCAGACUGCCAAAUAACACAUCCGGAAAAGAGCGGCGUUGGGGAAACACCGCUAGGCCAACGAUUCCUCCUGAAGAUUUCAAAAGCUUCCUCCUUGGAACCUUCACCAAUAUGAAUGCUGAGACUAUACGGAAAUCAUAUUCUGUUGGUAAAGACGAGCAGCUUUUGGAGCGUGCUUGGCAAAUGGAAUUUUACCGAGCCGCUACUCAAGUCCUACCUCCUGACAUAUUCAUUUCUGCUGAUGUUGGAACAUAUUGGGGGUCAAGUGGAUAUGUGGAUUUCUUUGUGGAUGACGGCCGGAGCUGGGUAAUCGAGUUACUACGGGAUGGUGCAGAUGCGCCUGGCCACAGGAGUUGCUUCGAACCAGGUGGUAUCUAUGAAUCUAUCAGGAAUAUAUCCAAUGAAUGGGUCAUCAUUGACAUUCGAUGUCCCGAUCUUCGUAGUGAAAAACCAAAGUAUAGUGGUGAUUAUCAUUGGAUAAACGUAUAUUGCCAGGAGAAUUGGAAGUCGGUUAUAAUAGAGGAUAAGGAUGGGAAAGUUGAGGUUCAGCUCAUGGGAGAGUAUCAGUAG